AAGGUCGCGAGUUUUCUGGGCGUCAUAACGAAGUGCUGCAGAAAUUUCCAAGGAGCCAUUGAAUCAUCUGCUUAUAGCCUUCUCUAACCAACAAGUGGCGUCUAGGGCAUGUGGCUAUGCCAUUGCUGCAGCAACUGCAUAAGGAAGAAGCAGUAAAGGGGCUGAAGCUUUCUGGGCAACCAAAUGAUACCAAGUGCGAGACGUGUCUGCUGAGCAAGUUCACACGGUUCCCCUUUCACGGCGUAGCUGGGAAAAGCAAGGCAGCACUGGAACUGGUGCACAUGGACCUGGUAGGACCUUUUCCAGUUCGAGGAAGUAAGGGGGAAAGAUACUUCCUGACAAUAGUUGAUGACUGGAGUCGGCUGAUUCGGGAUGUCAAAUUUGUGGAGAACAUCAUGUAUGGCAAGUGGGAGAAGCAGCCGGAGGCAAGGGUCACCCAGCAGCUGGAAGAGAUCACUAUGCACUUCGAUUUGUCCGAACCUGAGGACAGCGAAGUCACUGCGCCAACGGCAAGCGGUGAAGCAGAUGGACAUCGUAACCGCUUUUCUGUACGGCAUAGUGGAAGAGGAGGUGUACAUGGUUCAACCACCUGGCUAUGAGGAUGGAACCGGUCGUGUCUGCAAACUUAAC
This is a messenger RNA of Closterium sp. NIES-67, 630 nucleotides long. Lineage: Eukaryota; Viridiplantae; Streptophyta; Zygnematophyceae; Desmidiales; Closteriaceae. The record is from the annotation of a GenBank genome assembly.